UCUGCUAGGAGUUCACAAACUUUGCCACCCCCCCCAUCAAGGUGUUUCUUGCUGAUGCACAAAAAAGUAAACUGUGUCGUGUCUCCUCCGUCUGAAAAGCUGCUGCAAGUUUGUUAGCUCGGGAUCCGUCUCCCUUCAGAAUGGCUCAAGCUUUGUCUCCAGAGCCAAGAACACUGAAGUUCUACUCGAUAGUGCUCGGGAACACCAUGAACAUCCAUCAAGAGUUUCUAAGGCGGCUGAAGCAACGUCUUUCCCUCACUGAAGUGCAGACAGAAAGCAACUGUGAUUUCAUCGUUGCCUUUGUCCCAAUUGUGUCUCGGGCAGGAACAGACAUUGAAGCUGCUCUUCAGAAGAUUCCAAGAACGGGUAAGAUUGUUAUUCUCGCGGUGCUUCACUUCACAUUUGAUGAGAAUUACAUCGCUCCAGAUAGCAAAUGGAACAUAAACAGGAGCGAUGUGUUUGCUGUGGACUUGCUCUGUUAUGAAGACCUGGGACUACUCCGAUCCCUUUGCAAUGACAAGGCGCUGAAAGCUGCCACCGAUCAUCUGAUCACUAUCGGCGCUUCAUUCAAUACUCAGCUUGAAACAUCCGGAUCUCAAAGACCAUGCAGUCCAUACAUAUUUGUUUGCAUCUGCAUAGUUUUUGCUAUUGCAGUAGUGAUAGCCAUUUGCUUUAGCAUUUACAUGAAUAAAUGGCAAAAUCACAUUACACCUACAACACAACCUAACACUACCAUAAACAGUACAACUGGAAACACGACCAUUACGGUCAAAAUGCUGUUAGAAUAAAUAUGGAACUAAUUUUUACACACCAUACAUCGGUGUGUACCUUUAUAUUUAAUGUAAAUUAAAAAUUUAAAGUUAAAGCAAAGAUAUGACAAUGUUGAAAGUGUGACAUAUAGUGUCAGUUAUGGUUGUAGCUGUAUAUAAUCUUUAUGAGCCUAAUAUGAAGUGAGCAGUUUGUAUAUGCAUGUGAGAUCAACUGUAAAUGUUUAAUAAAAUAUACAGUAUA
Messenger RNA from Tachysurus fulvidraco (yellow catfish), 1011 nucleotides. RefSeq lists its product as uncharacterized. The record is from RefSeq and is a predicted model, not a curated record. Lineage: Eukaryota; Metazoa; Chordata; Actinopteri; Siluriformes; Bagridae. Bases 141 to 788 code for a protein of 215 amino acids. The transcript has 4 exons.